AGUAACGAAACAUCUAAUUGAAAACUGCACUUUGGUUUCUGAUCUAUUAAAACUGAAGAUGGGGCGGAGAAAGAGGUAUUUAUACAGUCUGGUGAAGCCUUCGUCACGAGAAGCUAUGGUAGGAUUCCAUAUGAUCACUUCGAACCUGAGUCAGCUGUUGUCUACAUUGGACAAGAUCAGAAGGAAACCUAAAAAGUUCAUCUGCUUGAACGACAACAUGGACGCCAGCCGACCAGAGGAUAACCAGCUGAUUCAGGCCGUGCUCAUUGAUUUCUUCCACUCCCUGUUUCCUAAACCGUCUCAGUUUGAGCUCCCGGCAGAUUACCGUAACCGUUAUCUGUACUAUAACGAUUUCAUUGUCUGGCAAUCGAAGAAGAAAAGAUUAUCAAGAUUACUUUAUGCGACUAUAGCAAUUGCGGUUGUCUUUACAUUUGGCUGCCUUUUUCACAAUGAGUGUCACAAAUUGAAAACCAGGGUAAGAAAGAGAGUCUACAAGAUUAUUUCGAGGAUAAAGUCAUCAAGAAGGAAAUUGCCAACAAAAUUAUAGAACAACUAAUUAUUAAUUAUUAGUUACAUUUUAAUCCUAUACCCUAUUUAUAUAACCAGUUUUGUUGAACACUUCCAUAUAACCUACCAUUCUCUGUAAGUUCCUAUUUUUAAGAUUUAAAAAAUCAUGCAAAAGGUUAUGGAAGUCAGUUGUGCCAUUGACAAGAUCAUUUUACAUUGUGGCUUAAAAUGUAGAAAAUUCAUAGAGAUGUUUACACACAGUCAAGUUCCAAUUAUCUUUGGUAAUUAAUGUAAAUGUGGCAAAUUGGUAACCCUAAGCCUUGUUUGAUCCGAGGAUAGUUAAAAUGUAAGCAAACUUGGCACCGUGUUUGUUAUUGAACGCACCGAGGCUCGUUCAAUAAUUCUUUAGGAAAACCAAGAUAAAGCGUUUAGAGAAGUGGGCCGAGCUUGAAAAAGCAGAUAUGUUAAAAAUUUAAAAUAACCCAAAAUAAUUCGUUUUACCAAGGAUUUAUGAACGACUUUCGUAAAUUAAUCGAUGAUUUGGAAAUAGGUCAUUUAGAACUGGUUUAUAACAUCUGUAAAUAACAGUUUUACUUCUGCAUACAGUGUGAGGUGACAUUUGGAAAUUAGAAAGAUGAAAUUUUAAAUAUGCAAACAAAUGAUCAAAAGCCUAUAUAUAAAAUAAUAACAAAUGAAAAGAAUCAUAAAGGCUCUCUGAUAUUGUUCUCCCAAGUUGGGAUAUUUCCUAAUUCCCAGUAAAACAGCAGUAAUUCCCAGAAUUUAAUGAGCCACCUUGGUUUAAUUUGCAACAUGAUCGAUUAAACGCACACAGAUAAUCGGAAUUCGACUGGAAAUGGCAAGGCUGAUAGAAAUGUAAUAGUAGUUUUAGUUACCAUAGAUCUAUUGUUAUUUUAGAAGCGAUUCAUGUUUCGUAGAUACAACAAUCAGAUAUGGAGGGUCUCCCGAAGUAUAAAUCUUAUGUAAUUCUGUAUGCACUGUGCUUAUUCUAGAAAGUGUGUUGCUACUGAAAAACAUAAAAUUGCAGCUAUUGUGAAACAGUCAUGUACAAUACUUAGAGUAGAAAUACACAGAGCGUGAUGCGAUCCACAAGGCCUUAACUCCAUUUGUUUUGAUAAUUAUGGUCUUCUAUACACAUUUAAUUACUUCUUAACCCUUUGAUAGUCGAAACAGAAAAGAACUUUUUAGUACAAAGUAAUUUCUGUUUCUUAAUUUCUAAUAAAGUUUCUAAUAUUAAGUUAAUAUCAAUAUUUAAGUUUCUUAAAAUUCUGAUAUUCCUGUUUGUUAAUUUUUCUCAUUAUACUGUAUAUUUUAUACUGUAUUUUGUGAUUUUAAAGGAAUAAAUGUCAUUAUUUCAUUUAAAACUAGCUAUAAAAAUUCUCAGUAAAGUUUGUGUAUAGUGUACAGAAAUUUUCAAGUUUAUACAAUACAGGCAUUUUGUUUCUCAGGACUUAAAUUUGACAAUAUUUAAGACUUGAAAUGAACCAAUAAAAAAACAUAACUUUUGAAAGCUAUGAAUUGCUAUUAUUCAUUUGCAUUUGAAAAUCACAUCAAUUAUGAAGGCACAAAAGAAUAUUAAACUAAAAAAAGUGGUAGGUUUUUAUUUAAUAGUCUAAUUUAAUAAAAUAACUAAUCACUAUUAAUUAUAUAAUAUGUUUUCUUUUGUUUUCAUUCUGUGUUUACGUAAUAUAGAUCUAAUUAGAAUGAGUGAGAGAAGGGUUUCAAACCCUGAUUUUUUUUGUCUUCAGUCUGUUUAGAUUUAUCUAGUUCGUUAUCAAUGUUUCUUUCUGAAUUUAUUCAUCUAAUUUAAUUCAAUCUAUCUUUUUAUAUAUGUAAAUUGUCAUGAGAGUACAGGACGCAUUUAGUGUUCUUCCAACCAUUGAAUCCCUUUUGUUAGUUACAGGAUGUGUUUGAAUACUGUAAAUAAACUGCAGAAACAAAAAAUACCUUCUGUUAGUUACAGGAUGUGUUCGAAUACAGUAAACAGACUGCAGAAACAAAAAUACCUUUUGUUAGUUACAGGAUGUGUUCGAAUACAGUAAACAAACUGCAGAAACAAAAAUACCUUUUGUUAGUUACAGGAUGUGUUCGAAUACAGUAAACAAACUGCAGAAACAAAAAUACUUUUUGUAAGUUACAGGAUGUGUUUGAAUACAGUAAACACACUGCAGAAACAAAAAUAACUUUUGUUAGUUACAGGAUGUGUUCGUAUACAGUAAACAAACUGCAGAAACAAAAAUACCUUUUGUUAGUUACAGGAUGUGUUCGUAUACAGUAAACAAACUGCAGAAACAAAAAUACUUUUUGUAAGUUACAGGAUGUGUUUGAAUACAGUAAACACACUGCAGAAACAAAAAUAACUUUUGUUAGUUACAGGAUGUGUUCGAAUACAGUAAACAAAUUGCAGAAACAAAAAUGCGUUUUGAUAAUGAAUAAACAAAAUAUUCACAGUUGUAUACAGGGUGUUCACAAACUUCUGUGGCUGAUAGUACUCAUCAUUCCAAAAAGAAAAUUAUCUAUAGGUCGAGAAAUGCGUACUGUAGUUUAUAGCUGCUAGUUGUCAUUUUGUAUAUUUUAUAAAAUUAUUAUAAUCUAUAGAAUUAGUAAAGCUACAGAUACCAAACUUUGCACAUAGGUUCAUGAUAAAUAAGAGGAAAACUAAAAAAAAGGGUGUGAUUUGCUUUAAUAUUAACAAAAAUUGUGUCUGUUGAAACUUUUAAUUGAAAAGUCAAAUAAAAGAGUACUUUUCUCUGGAUCUUGUACUCAGUGCCAUCUAUUUGUGUAGACUUAAUUUAUGUUACACAAUCAAACUAAACAAAAAAUAGUAACCGUUAAGAUACAACCAUAUUAUUGUAUUAUUUUGAUAGACAAGUAACAUUUAAAUUUUUCCUACUCAGUUGUAGAUUUUUUUGCAUUCAAUUAAUUUAAAAUUUGUUACUUAACCCCUUCACAGUUUUUGAUAUAAUAUUACACAUAAUUAUAUUUGUCCUGUUUUAUUCUGUUGUCUGCUGUAAUAUUAGCGAGAAGGAUGUCUAUGGAAACUGCUUGUUACACAAGUAGUUCUUGCGUUCUCUACGAGAUGUCAGCACUUCCUUAGUUCUCUGUCAUGAGUGUUUGUACCGUGGUGAGUUUGCUGUAGCCUCACAGUGUAGCCAGCUACCUCAUAACACCACGUGACACAUAACAUUAUGGCUGUGGUAUGAUUUGUUUAUUUUAACCUAAAUUAUGUGUUAGAUAAGUUAUUGACCUGAAGAAGAGAUCAGAUUGCAGAUCUCGAAACGUAGUGUUACUGAUUUUUUGUAUCACUGAACGAUGGCAAAUGUCCGAAAAAAUCCUGUUUCCUUCACAAUCCUUCCAUCGUCAAAAAUAACCUUCAAACAAAAAGCUACCUCAUGUUUUUGCAUGUAACCUGUCCUAGAGUAUUAUUGUUUUUUUUUUUUCUAGUCUUUUAUUGUACCUCCGGGAAAUAUCCAAUGCACAAAUAGACAAUUAGCUUCGUUUGCCUGACAAUUACCGUGACACGGAUAGCGAAUAUGACCGACCUAGUGUACAAUAAAUUUAUAAAAAAUAACAAAAAUUUUAAAAAAUUCACUAAAAAUUUUCAUUAAAAAGUAUAUAUCUAAACUAUUCAAGUCUCUCUAUAAAAAAACCAGCAAAGCAACAUAAUUUUAGAGACAGACUCAAAAACUGUUAGGGGGUUAGUAUCAUAUUUUCAAGAUAUCACAUUAAUCUUAAUAUUAUAAUAAUAUGUAUUAUAAUAUGUAUUUAUUUCAAAAAAAUUAUAAUUUCGUUGAAGUUUCAAACCAUUAUUAAUAAUCUUUUCCUUUUAGAAUAAUAAAUAAUAUGAAGUACAUUUUUAUCCUUAUGAGUUUACUGGGUAACUAUAUUUUAUGUUGUUACAAGAUGGCAUUUAAUAUUCCAAAAUGUCACCAUCGUAUUAUGUAACUUAUUUAAUGUUAUAUCUAUAAGAAAUAUUUUAUUUAUUAUUUUAAAAGUAGUAGUGUUUUCCUUGACAAGGAAAUUAUUUCGUAGAUUAUUUAUUAUAUUUAAAUUUAUAAGUAAAUUUAAAGUAAAUUAUUUUAUUUACAAACGUAUAACAUUUUACUAAUUACUAGUCAUAUUUGUAUAUUGUGAUAUAUUGUAUAGUUAAAUAUUAUACUUGUAUUUUGUAUCAAUGUUAUUUAUUAGAGAAUGUGGAGUAUGUGUUUGUGACAGGGCAUUCCUUAAAGUAAGCAUUUUGUAAAUUAAAUAAUAAACCAUUUUUGUCUCUA
Messenger RNA from Homalodisca vitripennis (glassy-winged sharpshooter), 4796 nucleotides. It is a transcript of the gene Gnptab, whose product is annotated as N-acetylglucosamine-1-phosphotransferase subunits alpha/beta. The record is from RefSeq and is a predicted model, not a curated record. NCBI's taxonomy places the organism in Eukaryota, Metazoa, Arthropoda, Insecta, Hemiptera, Cicadellidae. The coding region runs from base 59 to 547 and encodes 162 amino acids. The transcript has 3 exons. Gene Ontology annotation, biological process: carbohydrate phosphorylation; N-glycan processing to lysosome. Gene Ontology annotation, cellular component: Golgi apparatus. Gene Ontology annotation, molecular function: UDP-N-acetylglucosamine-lysosomal-enzyme N-acetylglucosaminephosphotransferase activity.